UUGACAAAUUGGAGAGAGACAUGGUAUCUCAUCAGGCCGAUUAUGGUUUCAUUGUGGCUACCUGUGAAGGGGACAAAAUCAUUCGAAACGAUAAUUCAACCGACCAAGAACAAAAAUUGAAAAAAAUUGAGGAGUGGGCCAACAGUAAGUUGCCUAAAUAUAUAAUUGACCUACAAAAACAAUUAGAAAACCAAGAAAGUGCAGUUAAUGCGAUUAUUGACAAAGCCAAUAAAAUAAAAAAAUUUAAAGAGGAAAUUUACCGAUUAGCCAUGAGCAACAUGUGGAGACAUCCCGAAAAAGAUGCUCAAAAAAAUGUUUACCCAGUUAAUAGUAAAUUUUUAUAUGAGAAGAAUGAACUUAAAAGUUUUAAAUAUAUAAAAAUUGGAAAAAAUAAGGAGCAAGAAAUCAAAAAUUUACGUAAUGAUGUUGUUAUUGGUGAACUAAAAGGAAAGAAAGACAUAUUUUUUUCUUAUAAUUCAUGUGAAUAUCCUUCUUCUCUUGAUAAUUAUCUUACUUUUAAAGGAGGAAUAGUAAUAAAAACAGUAGGAGAAGAGUGGGUUUUUCCUACUAUUAAUGAAAUUGCAAUUUCAUUUCCAAAUCGUGAAGAAAGAGAUGAAAAAUACCAAGAGUUUGAAAGCAAAGCGUAUUGCUUGGUUGAAGGAGUUGAUUGGGAAAAAGUCCGAAUGGGUUCCAAAGAUUUGAAAAUAGAAGCAUUUAGUAAA
This is a messenger RNA of Racocetra persica, 722 nucleotides long. The record is from the annotation of a GenBank genome assembly. NCBI's taxonomy places the organism in Eukaryota, Fungi, Glomeromycota, Glomeromycetes, Diversisporales, Gigasporaceae.